AUGGAGGAAUUAUUGAAAGUGGACGCGGGGAUGCCUCCAAGAAAAGUUGGGACACAAGGCGUUGCGCCGGUGCCUUUGAAUCGUUGCGACGUAGCAAAACUUUAUGCUCCAACUACGCAAAUGCCGAUGGAUGCAACGUCGUGCACGUUUCUGCUGGAGAAAGAUUUGGUGAGCGGAAUCAAAGUUUCUCUCACCUUCUUGCGAGAAAGGGAGAGGCGUUUUCUUCAACGCUCCGUGGCAGACCAAAUCCCUUUCUCCUCCGACAAACUUCCGUCAUGGGCGUGGCUAUUAAGGAGACUUUGCAAGCAUGCGAAAGACCUGCCGAGGAGGGGCGCAGCAGAGAAGGACGUCUAUUACUACCACAGUAAACAAUAUGCGUAUGCUGUGUACUACUGCCAUAAGUCGGCAUGUACUUUGGAAGCAGGCAGGAGGAUCGCAAGAGUUUGGGUGAAGGGAGAAGAUGGUAGGACGGUGGAGGCGGUGGCUGUGUGUCACAAGGACACCAGCGCCUGGAUUCCCAACAACAUCCCAUUUAAGGCGCUGAAUGUGAAGCCUGGUACCCCCUCUAUCUGCCUUUACGUUCCCCAAGGAGACCACCUGUGGCAGACAGCCGACUGA
Molecule: messenger RNA, 618 nt
Organism: Cryptomeria japonica (Japanese cedar)
Lineage: Eukaryota; Viridiplantae; Streptophyta; Pinopsida; Cupressales; Cupressaceae
Exons: 2
Coding region: 1-618 (205 amino acids)
Source: RefSeq, a predicted model, not a curated record